Molecule: messenger RNA, 1766 nt
Organism: Rana temporaria (common frog)
Lineage: Eukaryota; Metazoa; Chordata; Amphibia; Anura; Ranidae
Product: collagen alpha-1(XIX) chain-like
Exons: 29
Coding region: 1-1695 (564 amino acids)
Source: RefSeq, a predicted model, not a curated record
AUGGUCCAAUCCCUGACCUCCCAGAUGGACCUCCAAACUGCUGACAUUGCCUUGAUUUUAACAACUGUGCACAACUGCGCACACACAGCCUUCUGGUCUCCAGUAAGACCUGGACACAGGAUUGGAGGCUUUGUUCCCCCCAAAACUCUUGAAGACUCUGAACUCCAGAACCCAAUCCAGGAAUUACAAAACCCAGAGAAAACUGAAAAACAGUUUUCUCCAUUCAUAAUAAUAAUGCUGGUGGAUCCAUAUGGAGGGCAUUCCUGUGAUUCUCUUUGCACCAAACUGGCCCAGGAGGAUGUGAUACUUGACCUUUGUCAACUCCUGGCAGACUUUUCGUUGGACCUUCCAGAUCUUGUUUUGCCCAAAAGUGUAAUCCAAGAAAAUAAUUUGAUAGGCGAAAAAGGGGAAAAAGGGGAAACGGGUCAUCCUGGUCUUCAUGGCAAAGAUGGUUUGGAUGGAAUUCCAGGCCUUCCAGGUCCAAUUGGCCCCAAGGGAGAACAGGGUCAAAUGGGACUGCCUGGUCCAGCAGCAUUGCCUAUCUCAGCAGCUAGUAUUAAAGGAGAUAAGGGAACUGCUGGUCCAGAAGGUCCCCCAGGAAAAGAAGGACAAAGGGGAAGAAGAGGGAAACCAGGGUCCCUUGGCAAAGAUGGCCCACCUGGACCUCCUGGUUUCCAAGGACAAGAUGGACUUCCAGGUCAAAAUGGAGAAAAGGGGGACGUCGGUCCAAGAGGAUUACCCGGCCUGCCAGGAUUGGUCAGUUCUGAUACAAAAGGUGAAAAAGGUGACCAUGGGGUAACUGGAACUACAGGAGAACAAGGAGUGAAGGGUGAGCCAGGACAUCCAGGAUUACCAGGAUUUGCAGGAGCCCCAGGUCCUCAGGGAGAAAAAGGGGAGCUUGGAUCUGUUGGGCCUCAAGGCCCCCCGGGAGGAGUGGGAUUGCCAGGAGAAAAUGGCAUCCCAGGAAAACAAGGCAGUAAAGGGGAGAAGGGGGAAUCUGGUGGAAUCAUGGGGCCUCAUGGACAUCCUGGUCCUAAAGGAGAUCCAGGACCACCUGGAUUCGGUUUACCAGGAGAACCGGGACCAGUUGGAGAUUUGGGUGCUCCUGGUCCAAGGGGUCCAAAGGGAGAAAGGGGUUUACCUGGAGUUCAAGGAUCCCCGGGUGAACCAGGAGUACCUGGAAUCAGCACAGAAGGUCCCCGUGGACCAAUAGGUCCUCCAGGACUUCCCGGUAUCCAGGGUCCACAGGGUCUUCCUGGAAUGUCAGGUCCUCCUGGUCCAGAAGGUGUGCCAGGGAGAGAUGGCAGACCCGGACUCCCAGGACCUCCAGGUGACCCAAUUGCCCUUCCACUUCUUGGUGACAUUGGAGCUUUGCUAAAGAAUGUGUGCAGUCAGUGUCAUGCUGGUGGUCCUGGUACUGGCUUCAAAGUUGAAAAAGGAGGGGCCAUUUCAGCACUUGACGGAAUUAAGGGUGAUCCUGGCCCAAGAGGUCCUCCUGGGAUACCUGGCAAAGAAGGUCCUAAGGGUAUCAAAGGUGAACGUGGCUUCCCUGGCCUGUCAGGAGAGAAAGGUGACCAGGGAUUACCUGGUAUUCCUGGAACACCUGGAAUUGCUGGACCUCAUGGACCUCCUGGCCAGUUUGGGCGAACCUGGACAUCAUGGACCUUCAGGCACAAAAGGAGAAAAGGGCAAUGAAGGUCACCAGGGAAACCUGGACCUCCAGGACCACCUGUAAGUACAGUAAGUUCAGGUUUUAAAUACACUAU